AUGGCGGACGCGUAACCGGAUACAACGGAGAAGCUGCGGCGUCGUUUUCCGUAAGCUCGUGAAUCUCUUGUUACCUAGCAACCAGUUUGUUUUCAGUGUGAGAGAAGAAGGUGAAGGCUGCGUCCGAGUCAGAAAUGUUUCAGGUGGAGUUGCCUCGCGAACGAAAAGCCAGAGAGAGCGUGGAGCGGCGCCGGAACUACGAGGCGGACAGGCGGGAGAGGAUUUUUAAUGAUAAAUUCAGGACUAUUGGGGUGGAUAAAGAAGCUUUAGAUCUGCAGGUGAUAGAGAAGCUGAGAAGAAAAGCAGAAUUAAAAAAUCAAGAAGACGCUCACGAUGCUGAUGUGCAGCAGUACAACCGAGCAGCGUGCCUCCUCCAGAGGCGGCAGGAGAAGGCGGACCGCUCGGCGCACCAGGCCCGAGCCGCGUUCUGGCACCAGAACCAGAAUCUUCAGAGCCGCCGCGACUUCGACCUCAACGACCCGGACGCCCUGAAGAAAACCGAGUCCCAGAUGGUUCUGCCGGGCCUGUUGGGCGAGGACCCGGAGGCCGGCAGCCGGCAGCAGAGGCAGCAGGAGCAGCUGAGGGACUGGCUGCUGCAGCAGAAGAACGAGCUGCAGCAGAAACGGCUGCAGAUGAAGAUCGACGCGCUGCUCGACGACCAGAACAGAGAGGAAAUGGGCCGCAGAGCGAUGGAGCUCCAGAACCUGGAGAUGGCGAAGAGAAAAGCCGACCUCAUCAACGACGCAAACUACAACGUAGCAAAGCUUGAGGAGAAAAUGAACCGGGAACGGGAGCAGCGUGAGGACGUCGCUCUGAGCGCCCUGAGCAUCCCCGCCCUCUAUCCCGGCGCCAACAGGAAGGAUCCUGCAGAGACGCAGCAGCAGGUCACCCAGUUCCAGCUGCGGCAGGUUCUGGAGAAGAAGAGGCUGGAGAUGGAGAGGAAGCAGAGGGAGGAGAACCAGAACCGGCUCCUGCUGGACUCGGCCCGCAGCGCCCUGCUGCUGGAGCGGCUGCAGGAGAAGCAGAACAAGCAGCUGAGGAAACACCUGGACAGCGUCAACGCUCAGCUGGCCCAGAUCCGGCUGCAGGAGACGCCAGACCUGAAGAGGGGGCGGAUCGACGACGUCUUCUUCACCCAGUUCAACACCUGCAGCAGAUGACGCAGGAUGACAUCACAGCACCGCGCGACGAUCAAACAUUAAACUCAAAUAAACUGUUUCCAAUUUAUUUUCACACAAGAACACUCCACAAAAUGUUUAGAUCAACUUUACUGCUUUGCAAUUAAAUAAUUCAACUAUUCAACAAAAUCAGCAACAAAAGAAAUUUUUUCUUGCUAAAUUACAGAUGGGAUCUCAACAGCAAAGAUACUUAUAGUUUUUAAUUUGUUCUUCAAACAUCAGAGUGGAGAAAAGUUCUAUUCUAGUCAUUCAGCUUUCCAGAGUUUCUCUGAUCAUUCAUGCAGCGUCUUUAGAAAACCUAGCAUAACGUCUCUGACACUCCAACUGCUUUUAGCACAACAAUAAUCACGACCAGAAAAACCCUUAAUACUAAAGUGGUUGAAGGAAAAAUCAUCAGCAGUGUCAGUGUAGGCCUGUCACAGCAACCAGUCAGUAAACAGCUUGAUAAAUUAAAAUGAGCUUCUUCUGUUGGACAAGAAUCAUUAAAGAUGUGCUGCAUCUGACUCCCAGUACAACGUCCAUUUUUUCUUUUUACAAAAGUGUUUCCUGCCACUUUUGCCUGUUUUCCCUGUCCCUGUCAAAUUCAUUAACAUUUUUAUUUAGUUUUUAAACUUUUACUUUACCAAUAUAAAAACCCGCUGAGAUUUAAAACCUAUUUUUAAAGGAGAAGCAGAUCUGACACAAAAUGGUUAAAUGAUUCAUUUUUCAAACCCAAUUUGGGCUACAGACAUAAUUCAUUUUAAUUAUUUCCUUAUUUUUGAUAUUUAAAAGUUCCAGUGUUAAAUGUUCUUCAGAAAUUUUACUUUUUCUUACAUUUGAGAGGAUGUACUUGCAUUAAUAUGCCAUUAUUACUAUAAUAGUUGAAAUGGUUUCAAAAUGACAAUAUUAUCGUUUAUUUCUUUUAAUUAACUGGAAAAUUAGUUUUUGUGACAGACCUAAUUAAUCAUCAGAAUAAUUGUUUAAUCGACAACUAAAAUAAUCAUUAGCUGCAGCAAUAGUGCCGGUCCAGGGAUCAGAUAAUCAAUAGUUUCACAUUUUCUAUUGAAAAUAAUCAAUAUUUCCCCUGAUUUAAAUGAAGCAGCAGCUGUUUGGGUUUAUUUCUGUAAA
This is a messenger RNA of Xiphophorus couchianus (Monterrey platyfish), 2285 nucleotides long. It is a transcript of the gene ribc2, whose product is annotated as RIB43A domain with coiled-coils 2. NCBI's taxonomy places the organism in Eukaryota, Metazoa, Chordata, Actinopteri, Cyprinodontiformes, Poeciliidae. The transcript is spliced from 7 exons. Bases 135 to 1160 code for a protein of 341 amino acids. The record is from RefSeq and is a predicted model, not a curated record.